AUGCCCAAACGACCGCCGCCUUCACUCCCAAAGCCAGCUCCCCCGCGCAACACGGCCUUCGACCCCUGGAACUCCUCCUCCACCGGCCACCAGCGUCCAGAGCAACAACUCGGCACAGGAUGGCGCGACUCACGCAACAGGAAACUAAACAGCCAGUUCCAAUCCGGACCUACAGGCGGACACCGUAUGAGUGACACAUGGGGACCCAACGCAGACCACAACUUCAAAAAUACAAGCACAAACUCAGUGGUGGACAUGCUCAAGAAGCCAGGGCUGAUGAAGGAAUCCCUUGAUAGAGCUCAAGAUGGACAACAGGACACGGGAAGCGCAGAUUCAGAAAGGGGCAUAUUCGCCGGCUGUGUAAUCUACGUCAACGGGAGCACGUACCCCCUCGUUUCGGACCACAAGCUGAAGCAGCUGCUCAGUGAGAACGGCGCCCAGACGAGUUUACACCUGGGGAGACGGAGGGUCACGCACGUUAUACUGGGGAGACCGGCUGGCGGGGCGGUUAAAGGUGCGGGAGGGGGUUUGGCAGGAGGCAAGAUGGAGAGGGAGAUUCGAAGGAUAGGGGGCUGCGGUGUGCGGUUUGUGGGUGUUGAAUGGGUGCUGGAGAGUCUAAAGGCGGGUAUACGACUACCAGAAGCAAGGUUUUCAAACGUCAAAGUUGCGGCCAAGGGGCAGGGAAGUGUGUACGCAUUGUGCGGUGGUGCGUCUUGA
This is a messenger RNA of Pochonia chlamydosporia 170, 717 nucleotides long. Its product is annotated as BRCA1 C Terminus domain-containing protein. The record is from RefSeq and is a predicted model, not a curated record. The transcript has 2 exons. NCBI's taxonomy places the organism in Eukaryota, Fungi, Ascomycota, Sordariomycetes, Hypocreales, Clavicipitaceae. Bases 1 to 717 code for a protein of 238 amino acids.